CAUCGCUAUCAGCAACUUCACUAGACAUGUCAACCACAGAUGGAUUUCCCGCCAGUUUCUAUGGGGAGCCAGGGCUGCUUGGCUUGCUGGCCAAUGGGAUCAGUGCAUUCUUGGUACUCCUGCAGAACUUUAAUGGAGCGCGCACUGGCAUUCCAGCACAGGGCGUUGAGGACAUUCUGGCAGGCGUGCAUCUCAUUCUCAUAGGAGGUGUGUGCCAGCUCCUGGCUGGCUUGCUGUCCUUCCGCAAGUACGACCACCUGAGCGGGACCUCCUUCGUUGGCUAUGCAGCACUGUGGAGCAGCUAUGGUGCCACCAGGAUCUUCCUAGGGGGGUCCACCUCGCCACUGGGCAACCUUUCAUCAUCCGAAGACCUCAAUGCCACCUUGGGGAUACCAGAGUGGCUCUCCCCUCCCAUCAGCCAGUCUGCCAUUGCAGGGCUCAUUCCCUACAUACUCCUGUCAUUUAUCCUAGCCUUCUGCUCUGCGACAGUCAACUACAUUAUGCCUUUUGUGUUUGGGGCCAUCACUGCUGCCCUGGUAUUCGAGGCAGUAGGCCUGGUGGGCCGGUGGGCCUUGGUGGUCUCUGGGGUCCUAGAGUUGCUCAUCCUCAUCUUUGCCAUCUAUGGGUCGGUCGCACUGCUCAUCAAGGGGGUGUCCCAGCGUUACGCGCUGAGGGGCUUUGGGACCCCCCUAUUCAACGUGCUCCUAUUGGGCACAGGCAACUCCAGCAACUCCCAAAGCCUGGGCCAGGAGAAGAAGAAGAACACCAAAUAUGCUGAGCCCAUGGCAUUGGGCUUCUUCUGUGACACAGUAUCGCCCUUCAUCUUUGCUUUCUAUUGCUUCGGCUACGUCCCAUCCUUUGCCGUGGGGGCUGUCUGGGUAUCCAUCAUCUCCGGGGCUCAGCUCCUCUCCAGCUACUACAGCUACCUCCGCCAAGACUGCUACCAUGCCACCAAGUUCGCCUUGCACUGCACUUUCUGGCUAGUAAAGUCUUGGGAGGAGUUUGUGCUGUCAGUCCUGAUGGAUGGACGGGUGCCAGCUGGUGCCAGGGAGGCCAUGGUGGGUGACUGGUUUUUCCUGGCUGCAGCGAUGAUCCUCUGCGUGCUGAGCCUGAACAUGGACACCCUGGAGCUGCUUCACAACAUCCUCUUCCUCCUGCUCACAGUCUCCACUAUCUCCCAGAUCCCCCUUACGGGCUACUACAUCUUCUUUGGGGUCGCAUGCUCCCUUUACACUGCCCUGUCUCUCUAUGGCACCUUUGCUCGUUUGGUCAACACUAUAGCAGAGAAGCCUCUGAUUUUGGUGGGGCCGCAGUCCGUGUCCAUGGACCGCUUCUUGGGGGCACUGUCUGUUCUCAGGCGAAGCGUGGGCAGAGAGGCUCCCACUGGACCCACAGCCUCUGAGCUGCCUGAUGCCCUGUUCUACCUCACUAAUGGGCUGGCGGCUCUCUCUGCCAUCCACUCCAGCCAGCCUAAUCCUGCCUUCCUGCACCUCACUGUGCCCUGGGUGCUCAUCUCAGGCACGGUUGUUCAGGUGUACGUCAGCCGAUUGCAGGUUCAAGGUGGCCGGCGGUUUGGUUCCGUGAUCCCCCAGUUUUAUGCAGCCAUUUGGGCGACCUGGACCUGGUAUCGGUUUGCAGGCCAGUUGCUUGAUAUUUCUGUUGGUUCAGCAUAUGGCUUUACAGCUGGAGCAAUCGCAUUCCUUGUAGUGAAUGUAUUCCUCAUGCUUAUUGCUGCCUAUGUGAACCUGGUCCUGCUAAUACUAACCACAGUAAUGGAGGUCAUACUGGUCUGCUUCCUCCUCUCCACCAUUGGCAGACUACCCUACCAGCUGGAAAUUGCCAUGCUGGCAAUAUUCUCCAUAAUCUGUCUGUAUGGCACCUUUGCCUCGAUGGUCAACUGCAUCAUGUCCAAAAACCUCAUCCCAACAGGUCCUCCAGUGUUCAAGGAUGGAAAAAAGAAGAAGAGUGAGGCUGCGCCUCCUCUCCCCUGCCCUGUCGCUGACUCCCGACUGACCAGCGGGCUGCUGAGCAUUGCGCAGCUGCUGGACCAGAGUGGGGUGUGUGGCAUCCCCACGGACACAGUGUAUGCCCUGGCUGCCUCCUGUAAGAACCCCAAAGCUAUUGAGAAGAUUUACAACAUAAAGGACCGCCCAGCAGAGAAGCCUGUCUGUAUCUGCAUCAGUAGUGUGGAACAGCUGGUGGCAGCCAGACCCCCCUUCAGCCCCCUUUUGUGGGAGUUCAUGAAGAAUGUCUACCCUGGUGGCAUCAGCUGCAUCGUUCCCAAGGGCGACUGGCUAUUCAAUCUAGGAGUUGGACCUGCCUAUGACCGUGUUGGAACGAAAGACAGUAUCAUGAUCCGUGUACCUGACCACACGGUCACAGUCCACCUCUGUGAAAUAACUGGGCCCCUUGCCAUCACGUCAGCCAACCCCAGUGGGGAGCCAGACAGCACCCACCAUGACAUGGUUGUCACACGCCUAGGGCAGAAGAUACAAGGAGUACUGUGCGAUGGAGUGUCAAAUGAAGUGGUGGCCUCAACUGUAGUCAACUGCUUGAAAAUUGACGAAGGUACCAUCAGCAUCCUGCGAGAAGGAUGUGUGCCGGCAGCAAAGGUCAGGGAAAUAUUUGAGAGAGUGAAGAACAGUAUGCUGUGA
Conger conger (European conger) is the source of this 2654-nucleotide messenger RNA. RefSeq lists its product as uncharacterized. Gene Ontology annotation, molecular function: tRNA binding; double-stranded RNA binding; nucleotidyltransferase activity. Gene Ontology annotation, cellular component: cytoplasm. The record is from RefSeq and is a predicted model, not a curated record. NCBI's taxonomy places the organism in Eukaryota, Metazoa, Chordata, Actinopteri, Anguilliformes, Congridae. Gene Ontology annotation, biological process: regulation of translational fidelity. The transcript is spliced from 11 exons. The coding region runs from base 27 to 2654 and encodes 875 amino acids.